Messenger RNA from Cloeon dipterum, 451 nucleotides. Its product is annotated as cuticle protein-like. The transcript has 2 exons. The record is from RefSeq and is a predicted model, not a curated record. Bases 100 to 324 code for a protein of 74 amino acids. NCBI's taxonomy places the organism in Eukaryota, Metazoa, Arthropoda, Insecta, Ephemeroptera, Baetidae.
AUAACGAGCAUUUCCUCAGGUGGGGGUCCAUCCGAAGCGUAUAUAAGACCCUGGAUUCAACUACCAAGGCAGAUCACAACCCAGAUCAACAAUCUCAACAUGUUCAAGCUCUUCGCUUUCGCUGCCCUCCUGGCUGUUGCCAGCGCUGGAAUCGUCGCCCCUGUGGCCUACUCGGCCCCACUGACCUAUGCCGCCCCCGCCGUCCACGCCCCCGUCGCCUAUGCCUCCCACGCUGUUGCCCCCGUUGCCUACGCCGGCCGCGCCUUCUCCGCGCCUAUCGCCUACGGAGCAUCUCCCCUGUACAGAGCAGGCUACCUCGGCUAAGUGCCUUCAAUGUGACAUGCACGGACUGAUAAAUUGCACACAACACUGAUCGCAUAUCCCCAGACUGUUUUCGAUCUUCAAUGUUGAAAUUGAUUCCUAUCCUCAAAUAAAUGUAAUAUUGAAUGAA